AUGAUAGCCCCCCUCCGCCCCCCAAUCCCCAUCUUCAAACCCCCCACUGCGCCCAAACAUCCGCCAGUCCGCGUCGACAUGGUUGAAACCAAAGCCAGCGCCGUGCGUGAGGCAUACCUCGCCGACCGCCUAGCCCAGAUCGACGGAUGGGCGUACGAUCAGAAACCGUGGGGUCCGGCAGAGAUGCCUGUCCCCUCCAGCCUGCCAUUCGGCCGCGAUCCACGCGCGCGCGUCCGUGCUCGUGUCGAGGAGGUGAUGAAGGAGGUGUCGACUCCGCAACCCAAGGAAGUGGAGACCAAGGCGGAGAUGCCGGAGGUGAAGAAGCCGACAGUGGACAAGCCCGAACCAAAGGAACGCACACUCAAAGACAUGCGACGGUGGAGCAUGCUCAGCCUCAAGUCGGCGGCUGAACCGGACAUCAAUAACUUCAAGUCGGAGCGCGGCCCACCAAGCGCCUUUAAGCGCUGGAGCGUGCUCAAACCCAACGACGAUGAGGCGCCCAAAUCCUCAACCACAGUGCCAAGCGACACACGCCGCGCAUCCGAGACCACUAUUCCGCCUGCACCGCUGAAACGUAACCGCCGCUGGAGCCUACAAAACCUCAAGGAGGUGCUGAGUAGUAGUAAGGACGAACCAUCUCGAGCGAUCCCCCCCGAACUCGAGGCUGUCACCGCCAAGCAAGUCAAGACCAAGGAAGAGAGGAUCAUCACCCACCUUCCGGAACGGAUCAGCUCGAUCUCGCCCGCAAAGCCCAAGAAAGCGACAACUUCGACCCUCCCCUCCCCAACCAUGAGCAUGGUAUCUCUAGACCUCGACUUUGACCUCUUCGGUCUCUCGUCCGAUAGCCAGAGCAUAAAAACCCCCGAGUCGGCCAACUCCCCCGACCCGCCUCAGGCCGAUCAAACUCCUGUUUCUCCCCAGGUACAUGCCGAGCGCGACGCGUGGAGGCACGAAGCGCUGCUUCUAUACGACCAGCUAUGUUACUGGCGGCUGGAGGCGCUUGAGCGCGGCCGCGAACGCGACGGGUGGCGCGGUAUCGCCCUCUCUGCUGGCGUUCAAGUUCCUCCGUGCGUCGUCAAGUCGUUACCGCCCACCGCCGCGCCUCUCAGCGAGGCCCAACGCCGAGCCCGAGAUGUGGAGAGGGAGAGGGAGAAGGGGCGUGAUCGAGUCCGCGAGUGGCAUUUGGCGAGUAUCGAGCGCGAGAGGCGGGAACAUGCCGCGCGAGAGGCCGAGCGCCGGGCGAUGGCGAAGGAGAAUGCCGAGCGAAAAGAACUCGAGCGGAGGGUAUUGGAGCGGAGGGCGAGGGAGAGGGAGAUGGCGAGGCAUGCCGAACGGCGCGACGAGAUGCGCUGGCACGGGCACGGGCACGGGCACUCGCGCCAAACCAGUCGCGAAUAUGGCCAGGAGCCGAGGCACAGCCAACCCAGCCGCGAGUGGCAUGGACGGCAUAGUCACCAGCAGAGCUACGAAUGGACCAUUGCAAGUCCGGCAGCAGAAGCUGCCGCUGACGCAAUGGCUGUCGUGGGUGCUGCACCGGCAGGCGUGCUCCCUCCCCCAGGCUUGCCUGGACACAUGUCCCCUGUGACUGGGAGCUGGGGCCGUAACAGCCGCAGUAGCCACGCCGGUAGCUACCGCUUUCCGCCAGACCAGGUACCGGAACACGAACACGAUGCUCGCCCGAGGGCGGUGGGGUGGCCCGCUAGUGAGAGUGGGCGCGAGCGGGCACGCGAGUUGCUCACUCCCCCUCGGGUGAAGCAGGCGGUGCGGAGUGGGACGGCGUAA
Messenger RNA from Cutaneotrichosporon cavernicola, 1782 nucleotides. RefSeq lists its product as uncharacterized. The record is from RefSeq and is a predicted model, not a curated record. The transcript has a single exon. NCBI's taxonomy places the organism in Eukaryota, Fungi, Basidiomycota, Tremellomycetes, Trichosporonales, Trichosporonaceae. The coding region runs from base 1 to 1782 and encodes 593 amino acids.